Molecule: messenger RNA, 1485 nt
Organism: Perognathus longimembris pacificus (Pacific pocket mouse)
Lineage: Eukaryota; Metazoa; Chordata; Mammalia; Rodentia; Heteromyidae
Gene: Brcc3
Product: BRCA1/BRCA2-containing complex subunit 3
Exons: 11
Coding region: 84-959 (291 amino acids)
Biological process (GO): double-strand break repair
Cellular component (GO): BRCA1-A complex; BRISC complex
Molecular function (GO): cysteine-type deubiquitinase activity; metallopeptidase activity; polyubiquitin modification-dependent protein binding
Source: RefSeq, a predicted model, not a curated record
CGCGGAGCUCCGAGUGAGGGGGAGGCUGCGCGGGAGCCCUGGCUGGACUGGGCCCUUGGCGGACGUGAACGGAGCGGACCAAGAUGGCGGUGCAGGUGGUGCAGGCGGUGCAGGCGGUUCAUCUCGAGUCUGAUGCUUUCCUAGUGUGUCUCAACCAUGCUUUGAGCACGGAAAAGGAGGAGGUGAUGGGUCUAUGUAUAGGGGAGUUGAAUGAUGACACAAGGAAUGACUCCAAAUUUCUAUGUACUGGAACUGAAACACGCACAGUUGCUGAAAAGGUUGACACCGUCCGAAUUGUACAUAUUCAUUCUGUCAUCAUCUUACGACGUUCUGAUAAGAGGAAGGAUCGAGUAGAAAUUUCUCCAGAGCAGCUGUCUGCAGCCUCAACAGAGGCAGAGAGGUUAGCUGAACUAACGGGUCGCCCCAUGAGAGUUGUGGGCUGGUAUCAUUCCCAUCCUCAUAUAACUGUUUGGCCUUCACAUGUUGAUGUUCGUACACAAGCCAUGUACCAGAUGAUGGAUCAAGGCUUUGUAGGACUUAUUUUUUCCUGUUUCAUAGAGGAUAAAAACACAAAGACUGGCCGGGUACUCUACACUUGCUUCCAAUCCAUUCAGGCCCAAAAGAGUUCUGAGUAUGAGAGAAUUGAAAUCCCAAUCCAUAUUGUACCUCAUGUCACCAUUGGGAAAGUGUGCCUCGAAUCGGCAGUAGAGCUACCCAAGAUCCUGUGCCAGGAAGAGCAGGAUGCAUAUAGGAGGAUUCACAGUCUUACACAUCUGGACUCAGUAACCAAGAUACAUAAUGGCUCAGUGUUUACCAAGAACCUGUGUAGUCAAAUGUCAGCAGUCAGUGGACCUCUCCUGCAGUGGUUGGAAGACAGACUGGAACAAAACCAACAGCAUUUGCAGGAGUUGCAACAAGAAAAGGAAAAGCUUAUGGAAGAACUUUCUUCCCUAGAAUAAAGUAAAAGACAAAAUGGGGGCAGGUGAAAAUACCCAGAGAAUAAUUAAACUUAAAAGAAAUUAAGCUAAAUUGAUUUUGAUGAACCAAAAGUUGGAGUGCUUAUAUUACCCAACUUCAAGACUUACUGUGAAGCUACAGUAAUCCCAACAGUGUGAUAUUGGCAGAGGAGUAGACACAUGGAUCAGUAGAACAGAAGAAAGAACCCAGAUAGGCCCAAGUAAGUUUGAUCAAGUACAAAACUGACUCAAUGGAGAAAGGACAGUCUUUUCAAUAAGUCAUGCUAAAGUAACUAAAUACCCAAAAGCAAAAGAAAGAACUUCAAUGUAACCUAAUAUCACCUAUAAAAUUUACCUCAAAAUGUAUUACGGAUUUAAAUGUAAAAUGUAAAACUAUACAAAUUUAGAAAAAAAUACCAUAGGAUAAAAAUCCUUAGGAGAUAAAUUCUUAGACCGCAAGUCAAAAGCACAAUCCAUAAAGAAGAAAAAAGUUGUAACCCUGGAUUUCAUCAAAAUUAAUACCUUUUAC